UUUACCCUACACAUGUAUUUCUCAACCAUUUCCACGAGAAUUGGGUCAUGAUCACAUCGCCCACUGUCUCUGUCCUGAGAAAUAGCAGCCAUCCAGCGUGGGAGAGCGGCUCCUCCGGGGACAUCAGCCGGCUCUUCAUCCACAACCUCGGCUCUCCUGCAGACCCUUCUCGCCAAGCCAGUCGGCUCCCCAUCAAGGUUUUGAAAAUGCUUACCGCCCGGGCAGGACACAUUUUACACCCGGAGUACCUUCAGCCUUUACCGUCCACUCCCAUCAGUCCCAUCGAGCUGGAUGCCAAGAAAAGUCCCCUGGCUCUUUUGGCCCAAACGUGCUCUCAGAUCGGCAAACCGGACCCGCCGUCCUCCUCCAAGCUGUCCUCCGGGACCUCCAGUGGAUCUAGUGACAAGGAGACCAAAUCCGGUCCUCUGAAAAUGAGCGACAUCGGAGCCGACGACAAGUCUAGCUUCAAACCUUACUCCAAAUCAGAGAAGAAGGACUCGAGUGGAGAUAAAAACAGUUUCCGAGUGCCUAGCGCCACCUGCCAGCCGUUCAGCCCCAGGACAGGCAGCCCCAGCUCCUGCACCUCCACCUCUCCUCUGCCGGCCGACGGCAAAGCAUUGGACAAGGAGGAGAAGAAGGAGUCUGACAGCAAUAAAAGCAGCACGACAGAUACUGGCAGCCAUAGGAUAAGUGGAAUUACCUCUGACAGUAGCCAACACCAGGACCACACAUCUGGAUCCAAGACUGUGACGUCAGACUCUCCAUCCGUGACCUCCACCUCCUCCAUCCUCAGCUCUGGACUGGUUGCCCCUGUUUCCCCCUACAAACCCGGUCACACAGUUUUCCCCAUGCCACCUGCUGGUAUUUCCUAUCCUGGGAGUUUGGCAGGUGCCUAUGCAGGUUACCCGCAGACCUUCCUCCAUCACGGAAUGACCCUUGACCCCACCAAAUCCAGCAGCCAGAUGUUAAGCGCACAGUAUGCUGCAGCCAGCUCCAUGGGGUGCAGCAAAGCAGGGACAAGCCCCUUAUCAGGAGCCUCUCCUCCAUCCCUGAUGUCUGCCAGUCUGUGCAGGGACCCCUACUGCCUGAGCUACCACUGCUCCAGCCACUUGUCCCCAGCAUCCAGCGCCAAUUGCGCACAUGACUCUGCGCUCAAAUCCGGAUACCCGCUCAUGUACCAGACGCACCCCCUCCACGGUGUGCACUCCUCGGUGCCGUCUUUCAGCGGACACCCCUUGUAUCCAUACGGGUUUAUACUCCCCAAUGACCCCCUGCCGCAUGUGUGUAACUGGGUCUCUGCAAACGGACCUUGCGAUAAGCGCUUUUCCUCCUCGGAGGAGCUGCUCGGACACCUGCGGACUCACACGGCCUUUGCCGGGACGGAGAAGUUGAUAUCUGGGUACCCGGGGUCAUCUUCUCUCGCCAACGCUGCUGCUGCUGCUGCCAUGGCCUGCCACAUGCAUAUGCCUCCCAAUGGCAGCCCUGGCAGCCCCGGUACGCUGGCCCUCAGGGGCCCCCAUCAUCACCUCGGACUGACCAGCAGGUAUCACCCUUAUUCAAAGAGCCCCAUGUCCACACCCGGGGGCCCGGUGCCGAUGCCCGCGGCCACCGGGGCCUAUUACUCCCCGUACGCCUUGUAUGGACAAAGACUGACCACAGCCUCGGCCUUAGGAUACCAGUAGAGACCAGAGAAUUAUACAUUUAUAAAAGGAGAUUUAGGCCCAAUGAGUUUUAUAUUGUACUUCAUGCAGGGACUGGAUCCAUGUGGGGAUCUGUGUAUUUAUUUGCGAUAGCUUCA
Messenger RNA from Anoplopoma fimbria (sablefish), 1798 nucleotides. Its product is annotated as zinc finger protein 503-like. The coding region runs from base 48 to 1682 and encodes 544 amino acids. The transcript is spliced from 2 exons. Lineage: Eukaryota; Metazoa; Chordata; Actinopteri; Perciformes; Anoplopomatidae. The record is from RefSeq and is a predicted model, not a curated record. Gene Ontology annotation, biological process: negative regulation of DNA-templated transcription. Gene Ontology annotation, cellular component: nucleus.